UUCAUUCGUCGUCUUUGUCGCGUUCGCCUGCAGCGAGAUUCCGUGCAAAGUUUGAUUUUGUGUGUUUUCAGAAGUUCAACGAGUUUCUGAGUUUUCGAAGUGCGUGCACACAUUUAGAUUAUUAAAACACCUUGCCAAAUAUACAUAUAUUUUUUUCGAGUGCUUGGAGCGCCACUCGUACAGCUGUUGGUAUCGUAAAGUUUGAUUGACAGUUACCAGUAUAUCAGCUGCAGCGUGCAUCAGUCAAUACAAAAGCCGAAGCCCCGCUCUGGCCAGGACAACAGCAAUAAGUGCGCAACACCAAUGCGUCCCAUCAACACAGCUCAGCAUGGAGCAGUGUAACUAGAGCGCGCACAUCCAACAGUCGGCCAACCAGGUGGACAGCGAAUAGCGGAAGCAAUACCUUCAAAGUCUAAAGCCGUCGCAACCAAGGCCGUCAAAUUGGAAGGAAAACGCCUUUUCACGGCAGUUAACAAGUUUUUAACUGGUUCAACAAUUGCCCGCGAGCUGAGGCAGCUAAUGACGAAGAACGCGCCGCUCAGUGGCGAUGAACCCGACGAGGAGCAGACGGCGGCGGGCACAGACAAUGAGCAGGAGCAGGAACAGCAGCCAGUAGAUGGCCAGAGGCAGGCUCAGCAGGCACAGCAUACAAAUGAGCUGCAGGGGCAUCAAUCGACGGCGAAGCCACUUCAGAGGCGUCAAAGGCAACGCAAGAAAUUGAUAGCCCAGCAGCAGAAACAGCAACAACAACAGCAACAGAAGGCCGCCCUCUCGGAUGCGGACACGGACUCCAGCUCGUGCGAGGCGGCGGGCACGACCAGCACACGAGUCAGCUAUGCGCAGCGGAACCUUAGCGACCAGGUGGUCUACGAGCAGUACAACGACGAUGACGACUACGACGAGGAGGACGAGGAGGAGGACGAGGAUGGAGAGGAUUACGAUAACUACGAACAGCUGGCCACGCAGCGUGCGCCAUUGAAGACAGCGCUACGAGUGCGAGCCCAUGCGCCCGCCGGCACAGCUGGCGGGGAUCAGGGCAGCGAGACGGGUUCGGUGCGGGCCAAGCGCAAAACGAAAACACGUCAAUUCUCGCAGCGCACCAGCUCCUAUGCGGUGGACGCCGGCCAUGGUGAGGCGGAUGCGGAAGCGCUGGACAAGCGUCGUUGCAUCUCCAAGGGACAAAUGCGAGAGUUCCGUGAGGCGUUCCGCCUGUUCGACAAGGAUGGCGACGGCUGCAUCACCAAAGAGGAGCUGGGCACAGUGAUGCGCUCCUUGGGACAGUUCGCGCGUGUCGAGGAGCUGCAAGAGAUGCUGCAGGAAAUUGAUGUGGAUGGCGAUGGCAAUGUGAGCUUCGAGGAGUUCGUCGACAUUCUGUCGAACAUGACAUACGAGGACAAGUCGGGCCUGUCCUCAGCCGACCAAGAGGAGCGCGAGCUGCGCGACGCCUUUCGUGUCUUUGACAAGCACAAUCGUGGCUAUAUAACCGCCUCCGAUUUGCGUGCCGUGCUGCAGUGCCUAGGCGAGGAUCUCGACGAGGAAGAUAUUGAGGACAUGAUCAAGGAGGUGGAUGUCGAUGGUGAUGGACGCAUCGAUUUCUAUGAGUUUGUCCACGCCCUCGGUGAGCCGGAGGACUCGCAGGAGAAUGACGAUGAGGAGGAGACAUCGCCAUUGCCCACGCCCAAAUCCACGGUGUCCUUGAGCUACGAGUGAGCGUUGCGAUCGCGCUCAAGAUUUUUGCUCCAACUCUAUGCAACGAUAUAUGGAAUAUAUCAAAACGCCAUUUGCUCCGAACGCACAGCUAAACAAAUUU
Molecule: messenger RNA, 1810 nt
Organism: Drosophila mojavensis
Lineage: Eukaryota; Metazoa; Arthropoda; Insecta; Diptera; Drosophilidae
Product: calcium-binding protein 4
Exons: 7
Coding region: 520-1710 (396 amino acids)
Molecular function (GO): calcium ion binding; enzyme regulator activity
Source: RefSeq, a predicted model, not a curated record